This is a messenger RNA of Momordica charantia (bitter melon), 1100 nucleotides long. Its product is annotated as dof zinc finger protein DOF1.2. Gene Ontology annotation, biological process: regulation of DNA-templated transcription. The record is from RefSeq and is a predicted model, not a curated record. NCBI's taxonomy places the organism in Eukaryota, Viridiplantae, Streptophyta, Magnoliopsida, Cucurbitales, Cucurbitaceae. Gene Ontology annotation, molecular function: DNA-binding transcription factor activity; DNA binding.
UUAUACAGCUCCGAUCUCAUGAACUGAAGCUGUGUUUCUUCCCAUACACACGCUCACACCCUUCCUUGGUCCUAACGGCUCUCCAACCGCCCACGUUUCUCUUCACACCCUCUUCACUCUACAUAAAUUCCAUUAUUCCCUUCUUCUCUCCUCAGGCUCACACACCCCCAUUUCCUCUCUUUUUUUGAUUCUGAAUAAUAAUAAUAAUAAUAAUAAUAAUGUUCUCUCCAAUUUCCGACCACCAGAUCCCCCACGCGCCGCCUCUCCUCCCUCCUCCUCCUCCGCCGCUGCAUCUCCAGCGGAAAUGGAAGCCCCACCUCGAAGCCGCCCCCAAUUGCCCCCGCUGCGCCUCCGCCAACACCAAGUUCUGUUACUACAACAACUACAGCCUCUCCCAGCCCAGAUACUUCUGUAAAGCCUGCCGCCGCUACUGGACCAAGGGCGGCUCCCUCCGUAACGUCCCCGUCGGCGGUGGCUGCCGCAAGGCCCGCCGCGCCAAAUCCUCCCUGCCACGUCCCCACUCCUCCGACCGGCUAAAUCCAAAUUCCACUAAAUCUGACGAUGCCAGCUCAUCCAGUACUGGAUCUGACAUCGAUCUCGCCGCCGUUUUCGCCCGAUUCUUGAACUCCGACGACUCGCCCCCCACUGGGCCCCACGCGUUGACCAGCUCCCCAUUGCCCGAUAAUCUGACGCCGGAGAGCAAUUCCGAGAUCUUCUUCGACGGGCUCUCCGAUUUAAUUCUCGACGAGCAACACAAAAAACAGGAAAUUACGGGAAAUAAUUACCAGAAUUUCCCAUUUGAAUUGGGCGUAGAUGAUGAUGAACUAUGGCCGGAAUUGGAAUUGGAGCCGUUUGCGAAUUGUCACGUGCGGGUCACGGACCAGUUCUGCCAAGUUGGGGAUAAUUGGAGCUCCUUCGACAUCCCACCUGGUUUUGAGGUUCUUUCCACGCCGUAAAUAUAUAUAAUUCUCCAAUAAUAUUUACAUCAUAUACAUUUUUCCAUCUUAUUCUUCCGUCAAACAAAAAAAUUAAAAUAUAUAUAUAUAUUGAUACCAAGAAAUUUUCCAUGCUAGAUAUAUAGUACAUGGGAUUAUAUUCCA